Molecule: messenger RNA, 4724 nt
Organism: Chara braunii
Lineage: Eukaryota; Viridiplantae; Streptophyta; Charophyceae; Charales; Characeae
Source: the annotation of a GenBank genome assembly
GGGGCGCCAAGAAGAAGAAGAAGAAGAAGAAGAAGAAGCAGAAGAAGACAAGAACGACGAUGAAGGAUGAAGAAUUCCAGCAUUGUUCAAUGAGGAUCCGAGAGGUGCAUGGCAUCUGUACGGGAUUUCGUCAUCAUCAACUUCAUCAUGAACGGCACGUGGGUGGAUGAUGCAUCCUGGCCGUGACUGGGCUAUGGUAGAUUUUUUUUGAUUUUUUUUUUUUUUCUUCUUGUUGGAGUCAGUCGUCUUCUCUCUCGUGAUUUUGUUAUUCCAUGAUUGUAUGGUUUAUAUGAUUUUGGUGGUGGGCCUCAAGCUUCUGAUCUUGUGAUUAAUCGGCCAACAAAAUUGCUCUUUUUGUGAUUCUAUGGAGAUGGUCAGACCUGAUAUGAUGAUGUAUCUUAAUGUUCAUCGUACCUGGUCAUUCUCUCUCUCAUGCCUCUCUACCUUCUGCUCCCUAUGACACUAUAGGCGAGAGAACGACCUCCGAGGAGGAGGAGGAGGAGGAGGAGGAAGGAGGUGGUGGAGGGUGUGCACCCAGCUAGAACCAACGAUUAGGAGGAGGAGGAGGAGGAGGAGGAGGAGUAAUGCAGAUCAAAGACUAGGUAGGGGAAGGAAGGGGUGCAUGGAGAUUUCAAUCACGGAGAAGGAGCUGGAUGGAGAUCUAAGAUUAGGAGUAGUAGUAAGAGGAGGAGUAGGAGGAGGAGGAGGAGGAGGAGGAGGCGUAUUGGGAUCGAGGCCAUUAGGAGGAGGAGGUGGUGGUGGAUGAAGAGACACGACUAGGAGAAGGAGGAGGAGCAGGUGCAGGAAGAUGAACGACUAGGAGAAGGAGGAGGCGUAUUGGGAUCGCGGCCAUUAGGAGGAGGAGGAGGAGGUGCGUGGAGAUCCAGGAGUAGUGGUAGGAGGUGGAGGUGGUGGAUGAGGAGAAAAAGGAGUCUCAUUGGGAUCGCGGCCAUUAGGAGGAUGAGGAGGUCGAUGAGGAGACACGAUCAGGAGCAGGAGGUGGAUUAGGAGAAGGAGGUGCAUGCAGAUCAAACGUCCUAGGAGAAGGAGGAGGUGCUCAACGAUCAACGGUUAGCAAGCCCCCUCAGCAGGUUUGACGGGUGUGCGGCUCGUACCCGAGGGUGCAGAGGACUUUGAAGACAAGUUGUUGUGGUCGUUGUUGGAGUAGGAGGAGGAGGAGGAGGAGGAGGAGACUACGACGUUGAAGACAAGGUAGACGAGGAGGGGGGGGGGUUGGAGCAAGGAGCAAGGAGCAGGAUCAGGAGGAGGAGGAGGAGGAGCAGGAGGGCGAGGAGAAGCAGGGGGCGGGGGAGCUGACGUGUGCAGCGUCGGGAUCCCGACAUGACGACAAGCAGGCGAUACACACGCAGGAGCGCGGCCGCCGCUGCGGCCGCCGCCGGUCUUAGCCCCUCAGCGACGGAGAUUGAUGUUGACGUAGCCGCUAAGCUGCAGGAUAUGGCGGAAGCGUACUUCAGUGACACGAACUUGCAGCAUGACAAGGCGCUGAGGGAGAAGAUAAAGGGGGAUGAGGAGGGGUAUGUGCCUCUCUCCCUGGUGUGCUCCCUGCCUCACAUCAACACCUUGCUGUCGAUCCCGUCGUCGGGGGAGACGGCCAGCGUGCCGCCUGGGACCAUCUCGUCGAUGGCUGAGGUCCUACAGAAAUCCCCCAGCUUGACCCUCAGUCCCGACCGAAUGAAGAUCAAGCGAUCCCAACCGUUCGCUGAGAUGGGAGAUACCGACCACCGGAGUUUGAUAGCAGAUCCCUUCCCGUGGAACGUGAAGGCGAACGAGGUGAAGGAGUUCUUCUCCCAGUUUGGUAGUGUGAAAGGCGUGCGGCUGCGCCGAUACAAGGGGAUUUUCCCGGGCUCUGUCUUCGUGGAGUUCUCGUCAGAAGAGGAGAUGGAGAGAGUGGUGAAGAUGAGCCUCGAGUUCCAAGGGGCGCAGCUGGAUAUGGAGAGCAAACCUCAGUUCCUGGAGAGGAUGAAGAAGGCGGCCAAGGAAGAAGAAGCGAUGGCGGAAGCCGACAGGAAGACGACACGUGGCGCAGUUGAGAUCGAUGACAGCCAAGUGAAGAAAGAAGAAGAAGGAGAAGGGGAAGGGGAUGGUUUGGCGGCGGGAGAGGGAGAGGGAGAGGGGGAGGAAGGCGGCGUUGGCGUUGGGGGAGGAGGAGGAGGAGGAGGAGGGGAAGAGGAGGAUCGCAAACGAGGCUAUAGGGUCGGGCUGGUGCUAGAGGUGCGGCUGCGAAAGGGGGAGGAUGGCCUGAAUGAGGAAAUGGACAAGAAGAAGAUGGAAGUAGUGGAUAAGGUUGAAAAAGUUCAGGAGAGAGAGGAGCAGGAGGAGGAGGUGGUGGUGGAUCCCGUGAGCAAACGCAGACGAAUUGGCGACAUGGAGACGGGAGGAGGAGGAGGAGGAGGAGGAGCAGGGGGAGGAGGUGGUGCCGUCAUCGUUAAACACGGCGGAGUGGAAAAUGGAGAAGGGGUGUGUGAAAUUGCCCAGGCAGUGGAGGAGGGAAAGGAUGACGUCAACGUUAAACACGUGGAGGAGGAGGUGAUUGCGAACUACAGCUGUAAUUCUGAGCAGCAGGUCGAUGGCAAGAGCGAAAAGGUUGACAUCAACAUCAACCCCGCCGAGGAGGGAAAGGUUGAAAUCAACAUCAAACCCGCCGAGGAGGAGGAAGAGAUCGUAGGGAACAGUGUGCAGGAAGGAGUUACGGAGGAAAAGUGUGACGUCAACGUUAAACACGUGGGGGAAGACAAAGAAGAAGAGGGGAACAAGGGGGAGGAGGAGGAGGAGAGCAAACCGGAUGUUGAACAGAGAGAGGAGAAGGAGGAGGAGGAGAAGGAGGAGGAGGAGGAGGAGGAGGAGAAGGAGGAGGAGGAGGAGGAGGAGCAGAGCAAACCGGAUGUUGGACAGAGAGAGGAGAAGGAGAAGGAGGAGAAGGUGGAGGAGGAGGAGAAGAAGAGGGAGGAGGGGAAAUUGAACGCGGAUGGCGAUAAUCUAGGUGGAAAAGAAGUAGAAAUGGAGUGCAAGAAUGUGGAGGAAGCAGAGGAAAACUUAGUCAGCAAAUCGGACAGAGGUGGCGAUGAUCUAAAUGAGAGAAAAGAGGAGGUUAUGCACAUGGAAGAGAGAGAGAAAGGAUUGAACAUCACCUCCUCCAUCGACUCAAAUGAAGAGGGACCAAAAGGGGAUAAGGAUGUGGAGAAGAAUGUGGGUGAGGAUGGGGUUAAGGAUGUGGAUGAACCUAUGGAAGUUGAGGGCGAAAGGGAGGAAGAGAGGACAGUGAAUAGACAGGAAAUUCUAGAGGGCAGUAUGCUGGAAGAAGAGAGCAACGAGCCAAAGGGCAGUGGGCAUCCUGACACGGAAGACAACGGUACGAGAGAGGAGGAGGAAGGGAAGGAGAAGGUAGGUGGUGCUGAUGUUGUUGAGGGUGUUGUGGCAAUGGAGGAGUGUCAUCUAGCUGAAGGUCCGCAAGACAAAGAUUCCGAAUUGGAGGGUGUAAUAGAUAGCACAAACGAAGUGCAAAUGGAAGGGACAGAAGGCAGAGUGCAUGAGGAGACGAGGGAGGAGGGGAUGGUGGAAACCGGUGUCCAGGGCGAGGAGGAGAAGAGAGGAGAAGUUGAGGGAGAGAAGGCCAUCGAGGAGGGGAAGAAGAAAGGUGUGGAGUCGGACGUGACCUGUGCUGAAGGUUCGCAGAAGAAAGCUGCGGCCUUGGAUGUUGUGCUUGGUACCCCUGAUGUGCAAAUGGAAGGGGCCGACGGUGGCAUGCAUGGGGAGAAGCGUGAGGAGGAGGAGGAGGUGGUGGUGGUGAACACUGGCACCCACCGCGCGCAGGAGAAGACAGGAGAAGAAGGUAAGGGUGAGGAGGUCGUUGACGCGGAGGAGAAGAAAGCUCCUGAGCCAGCCAUGGCACAAGCUGUGCCAAUCGACGAGCAACAGGUGGACAAGCAUCAUGGGGAGAAGAGGGAGGAGGAGGAGGAGGAGGAGAAGGUGGAGAAGGUGGAAACCGGCGUCCCUGGCGAGCAGGAAAAGACGGGAGGCGAAGGUAACGGGGAUCCGAUCGAUGCGGAGGGGAAGAAGGAAGACAUGACACAGGCUGUGCCAAUGGAUGACCAGGAAGCUAACCAGGGGCAUGAUCAGAACAUGGUCCAGUGUAAGGAGGGUGUAGGGGUUAAUGAGGAGGAGGAGAUGGGAGGGGCGGAUGUAGAGAAAGGAGGAGGGAGAGAGGAGAAGCAAGAGGAAGAAGAAGGUGGUGGUACUGGGGAUAAUAUAGAGGAUUCAAACGAGAAUGAGCAGGUUGGCAAGGGCAAGGAAGAGAUUGGAGCAGGUGAGAGAGGGGCAAAUGAGAAAGAUGUAGUAAAGGAAGAAGAUUUGAAAGAAGUUUUUGAGAAGUAUGGUGCUGUAAAGCGUGUCGAUUUUGCACCCGGCUGUCAUUCUGGAUACGUCCAGUUCAGUAGAAAAAGGGCAGCCGAGGCGGCGGUGGAGGCAUCGAAGCGUGUGGAUCGGGGUGAAUUCAAAGUCAAAGAUAAAUUCCUCACCGUACGAUUGCUACAAGGCGAGGAGGAGAGGGAGUAUUGGGAGAAAGUAGUUGGGCAUUUCAAAGGUAGAAAAAGUGACGGCCAGAAGACCCCCACCAAAUCAGCACGAGGAAGGGGGCGGCAAAGAGGAGGUGGCAAACGCUGACCCGUGGAAGAGCGGCAAACAGCCGAGACUGCCAUGUAUACGAA